CGUGACCUACGUUCGCUUUCUCUCUGCGGCGCACCGACCGAAUGCGUGAUUGGCGAAAUUCGGCGAUCGACUCGCAGCUCCCGGGGAAUCGCGGCGCCGCGGUUCGGCAGCUGGCGGCGCCAUGAACGCGAGCGUGUGCUACAAAUGCAACCGGCCGGGACACUUCGCCCGCGAGUGUCCCAACAACCGCGCGCCCAUGGGCGCCAGGGGCCGAGCAGCUGGAGGCAAGGAAAAGUGUUACAAAUGCAAUCGCUUCGGCCACUUUGCCCGAGACUGCAAGGAGGACGAGGACAGGUGUUAUCGCUGCAACGGGGUCGGACACAUUGCCAAGGAAUGCCAGCAGAGUCCUGACGAACCUUCGUGCUACAACUGCAACAAGAUGGGUCACAUCGCUCGAGAAUGUCCGGACGUCCGGAAGACCUGCUACGUCUGCGGACAGGGUGGACACAUCAGCCGAGAGUGCGAGCAGGACGACAGGAAGUGCUAUGCUUGUGGAAAAAUCGGACACAUUUCCGUAGACUGCCCAAAUGGAGAGCAAGAGGAGAAAAAGUGCUACCUCUGCAGCAGCCUUGGCCACAUCUCCAAAGACUGUCCCAGCACCGAAGGCGUUGAAGAGGACAUUGUCUGCUUUAGGUGUAAUGGUCGAGGCCACAUUGCCCGGAAUUGCUCUGGCGGGACUCGCAUGAAAUGCUACAACUGUGGCGAGAUGGGCCACUACGCCAGGGACUGUGUCCAGCAAGUGGUCGCCUGAGAAAAUUGUGAUUUCGAGGUUGACGAGAGCAGAAAGUAAUUUCACUAAAUUGCUGUAAAUCAUUUUUAUUCACUCACACAUACAUGACAUACAAUUAUUUUUAAUGAGUAUACUGUUAAGUCUAGUCUCUGUUAUAUCGUUUGUUGCGAAAAUUGUUGUUGUGGGAUUUGCGGUGGAAUAUAUAGAUAUAUUUACACCCGACGAGUACAAAGUACUUAACAAAAAACAACAUCGGAGAGAAAUGAAGUUGGAGCUAAAUCUUGAA
Molecule: messenger RNA, 1016 nt
Organism: Neocloeon triangulifer
Lineage: Eukaryota; Metazoa; Arthropoda; Insecta; Ephemeroptera; Baetidae
Exons: 5
Coding region: 122-751 (209 amino acids)
Biological process (GO): positive regulation of cytoplasmic translation
Cellular component (GO): cytoplasm
Molecular function (GO): zinc ion binding; single-stranded RNA binding; translation regulator activity
Source: RefSeq, a predicted model, not a curated record